UUCCAGAAACUCUUCUUGUUUUUGUCUCCCCUUCUCUGCUUUUGUUUAUUUUCUGGUUGAACGAACCUCCCCCUUCUUUCUCUGUUCCACCGGAAGGAACAACGAAGGAAAACAGAGAGAGAGAGAAUUGGAGAUAGGGAAUAAUUUGUUGAAAGCAGAAUUGGAGGUGGAGAGAUGAAGAACGGUGAUGAUUGGAGAAGGAAUUCUUGGAGAUUGAAGCUCUGUAGUGUGUUUUACGGCCUAAGGAUCCAAUGUUGUGCUUGAAUGCGUUCUCCUAGGCCGUAGGCAUAAGGAAGAAGAGAUUUUGAAGCGGAAACCGUUUGGGCGCCGAUAUUCAGAGGAUCUCCAGAAAUUCGUGAAUAGUUCGUCGAGGUAAUCUUUGCUGAAUUUGUUCUCAAUUUCUGGUGGAGAGCGGAGUUUCGGAAGAAAUCUUUACAUAUUCAGAUUCUUUAAGGAGGAGAUGUUUGGAAGGAAUGGUAAAGGCAGUGGACAAAUAUAAGUAAAAUCCGUUAAAUCUUUCAGAAAAGUAGAGGUUGGGGAGCUUAUAACCGUAUAAAUCCAUUAAAGCAAGCUUCGAUUGGAAACUGGAAGCAACAGCAUCAUCUGCUAUUGUAAGCAUGCAGAGUAUUUCCAAAAUAUCUGGAAAGAGAUAAAGAAGGGGAAAUAUCAGGUCAGCGACGAACAAUAUCCGUCUAGAUUGUGUACGAAUGGCUUCUAAUCCGUCGGAAAUGCAAGAACCGAGCAUCGAUACAGACAAGCUCAGCUACGAGAUCUUUUCCAUCCUUGAAAGCAAAUUUCUGUUCGGCUACGAUGAUCAGAAGCUCUGGAUCCCAAAACACAUAUCUCCAACCACUGAAACAAAUUCUGGAGCUGCUGAGCCGGCAACGACUGAGAAUAGUGUAUCGGCCAUCAAGAACCAGAGAGGUAAGGUCUGCAUUCUCAGCAUUGACGGCGGAGGCAUGCGUGGGAUCCUAGCUGGUAAAGCCCUAGCUUACCUCGAGCAAGCUCUCAAGAACAAGUCAGGCGAUCCCGACGCAAGAAUCGCCGAUUAUUUCGAUGUCGCCGCCGGGACUGGCGUCGGAGGGAUCUUCACAGCGAUGCUCUUUGCCACCGAAGGCGGUGGACGUCCCAUUUUCUGCGCGGAGGACACUUGGAAAUUCUUGGCGGAACAGGGGAAGCGAUUCUUUCGAUUACCAGCCAGUUCAUUUUCCCCCUCUAGUUUUCUCCGGCGUUUGUUCAAGGGUGGAACAAGCGGCUCAACCGAUUCAACAACAGCCGGUCUUGACGCAGCCGUGAGAGAGGCUUUUACGCAGAAUGGUCGGACUCUGACGCUCAAGGACACCUUGAAGCCGGUGUUGAUACCAUGUUACGAUCUCUCAAGCUCGGCGCCGUUUCUCUUCUCCCGAGCUGAUGCGCUUGAGACAGACAGCUUCGAUUUCCGGUUGUGGGAGGUGUGUCGAGCGACUUCGGCCGAGCCGGCGUUGUUCGAACCGGUGGCUAUGCGGUCGAUAGACGGGCAAACUCGGUGCGUCGCGGUUGAUGGAGGGCUGGCAAUGAGCAACCCGGCCGCGGCAGCAAUCACGCACGUACUGCACAACAAGCAGGAAUUCCCGUUCGUAAGAGGGGUGGAGGACCUCAUGGUGCUGUCUUUGGGGAGUGGUCAGGUACUUGAGGGUAGCUACGACUAUGAGAAGGUGAAGGGUUGGAAAGCCAAAGAGUGGGCGAGGCCAAUGGCUCGAAUCGCCGGCGACGGUGCUGCGGAUUUGGUCGACCACGCCCUCGCGAUGGCAUUUGGGCAGAGCCGGAGCAGCAAUUACGUCCGUAUUCAGGCAAAUGGGUCAAAUUUGGGGGAAUGUGGAGCCUACGUGGAGACCGACUGGAGUCCAGACAAUGUGAAGAUGUUGGUGGGAAUGGCGGAAGAGAUGCUGAAACAGAAGAAUGUGGAGUCGGUACUGUUUGGAGGGAAGAGGAUAGGGGAACAGGCCAAUUUCGAGAAACUCGAUUGGUUCGCUGGAGAACUCGUGCUGGAGCAUCAGAGGAGGAGUUGCAGAAUCGCUCCCACUGUCGCAUUCAAGCAAGCUACCCCGAAAGACUCUCCUAAACCACCCCCAAAUUAAAAAUCCUGUUGUGAUUGUGAAGCAGAGGAAAAGAAAACGAAAAUUUGAAAUGCAGGGAGAGACGGAGAAAAAGGAAAAAGAAGUAUGUAAUAUAGUAGCAGCUUUAACUUUUUGCAAAAGGGAGAGGAGAGGGGUGAGCAUUGAGGAAGAGAAGUGAAGCAUGGGGGCCCUAGGCGAAGAUCUUAAUUAGAUUUUUGCCUGCCAGAGGACAAGCUGUAACAGUAUCGCGUCCACUCCAACCUUUUAAGCUUCUCCCCCAGACCCAGAGAGAAAGAGAAAGGAGAGAAAGAGUUUCAAAGAAUAGUUUUGACUCUCGUAAUCAAUCUUGUUUCGGUUCUUAGCUUUGGGAAGUCAUAUUGGUCCAGGCUUGGCUUCAAAUAGGAGUUUUAAGGAGUAAAACCCGUUUCACCUGGGACCGUUUCUCUUCUCUGCCUCGAUCUCUGGUUCGCCAUCCUUUUCUUGCCUUUCUGGACUGUGGGAUGUGGACCCUGCCGAAUGAAAAGUCUAAACGAAAAAUUGGAGACACAGGAAAGGGACAGAAUAACCCCACACAGGUUCCGAACUUUUCCCUUGGAAUGGUGUUUGUUUUUGUUUCUAUUUUUCCUUUCCCCUCCUAAAUAAUUUGUAGCGGUGGGGCAGAGUGUAUUUUUCCUCCCCUACGGACCAUUUAAAUUUGGUCCAUAACUCUCCUGAGAAGGGGGUUGAUGACCUUACGAGGAAUUGGUUUGUGAGUAUGGAUCAGGUUCUUGUGCAAUACAAUAAUCUGAUCUAAGUAUAUGGAAUUCAUUAUAGAAUUUUUUUGUGUGAAUUCUAUGUGUGGAUCAGAUUGUACAAGAAUGUACGGAACAUGAUCUGCUCUCUUGGUUUGUGAUGGGAGGAACUGACAAAUUAUAUUCUCCCUCCCUCCUUUUUCCGUCUUUGUUUGUAGUCGAUGGUCUUGCAUUUGUAUGUUUAUUUGAAUAUUCAUGACUGGUGACCCAUGAUUAAUGAAAGAAGGAACUUCUCCUC
Molecule: messenger RNA, 3125 nt
Organism: Macadamia integrifolia
Lineage: Eukaryota; Viridiplantae; Streptophyta; Magnoliopsida; Proteales; Proteaceae
Product: patatin-like protein 6
Exons: 4
Coding region: 708-2117 (469 amino acids)
Biological process (GO): lipid metabolic process
Source: RefSeq, a predicted model, not a curated record